Messenger RNA from Hydra vulgaris (swiftwater hydra), 1047 nucleotides. Lineage: Eukaryota; Metazoa; Cnidaria; Hydrozoa; Anthoathecata; Hydridae. The record is from RefSeq and is a predicted model, not a curated record.
GCUUUGAUCAAAAUAAUUCAAUCUAAAAAUGGGUAACACGUUUUAUUUAUCGUGGGUCUUAACUGUUCUACUUUACUUGCAAAUAACUAGUUCAUUUAGUUCGGAAAGGAAAAGCUUCUCAACUUCUUUUUGUCAAGCGAAACAGUUUAAGCAAAUGAUUAGCCACCCAGGUUGUCAAAGUAAGAUUAUUCAAAAUUUUUUCUGUUAUGGGCAAUGCGAAUCUACCUUUACUCCUUCAAUUAAUAACAAUGAGUCUGAGUUUACACACGAAGCCGUUAUGAAAUGUUCUGCUUGUCGGCCGACAAAACCUUAUUUUAAAGAUGUAUCGCUAAAGUGUGACAAUGGUAAGUCGAUUAUAAGAACAGUUGCGUAUUUUGAGUUUUGCCAAUGUAUUCAUCGAAAAUGCAACAAGUUAAGCUACCAAAAUGUUUUACAAAUACCGCAAGAUAACAACAAUCUUUAUGCCAAUACUCAAUAUAUUUCGCCGCCGUCAGAUAAAAUAAACUCUUCAAAAACCAAACUUAACAACGAAAGCAGAUCCGUCAGAAGAAUGAAAAAGUGCUUAGCUAAAAUUGGAGACAAGCAGCAAGCUUGUUUCAAAAGAAUGAGAGACAAAGAAAUAAAAGAAAAUGCUUCAGUAUUAACUCCUUCUCUAAUUGAAGAUGAAAAUCGUAAUGGUUUGAAAAAACUUUGACAUCCUUCAACGUAAUCAUUGAAUAAACUGUUGUGUACCAUGUAUUAUGGUUAUACACCCAUAGCAUUAAGAAUGACUGGUAUAUAAUUAUUCAACUUGUAAUCAGUGUCUUGAAAACCACUUCAGCUGCUCGCAAAAACUGUUCGAAUCAAAGCUAUUUAUAACUACGACGUGAUGUAUUUUCAAUACGUUCAAAAAUCAAAGAAAAUGAGAAAAUAUAAGUUAGAAGCUAUACAUUAAUUGGUUUCUGCCACAAAUAUAUUUAUAAAGAGUGUUUUUUCUAAAUUUAUUAGUUUAUUUCUAUUUAAAUUAAUUUACUGUAUAAACUAGAUGGAAAUAUAUUAUGAUACCUA